Messenger RNA from Populus trichocarpa (black cottonwood), 2286 nucleotides. Its product is annotated as cyclin-T1-5. Lineage: Eukaryota; Viridiplantae; Streptophyta; Magnoliopsida; Malpighiales; Salicaceae. Gene Ontology annotation, molecular function: cyclin-dependent protein serine/threonine kinase activator activity. Gene Ontology annotation, biological process: regulation of transcription by RNA polymerase II; positive regulation of DNA-templated transcription, elongation. The coding region runs from base 304 to 2082 and encodes 592 amino acids. Gene Ontology annotation, cellular component: nucleus; cyclin/CDK positive transcription elongation factor complex. The record is from RefSeq and is a predicted model, not a curated record. The transcript is spliced from 7 exons.
UCCCUUAGCGUGGACUUUAGGUCCACCCCCCCUCUUCUUCUUCUUUCCCCCUCGAUUUUACAUGACCAUAAUAGUACCCACAGACACAACACAAGCAAGCCCUAGAAAAUCCUGAGCCGCAAAGCCAAGAGGACGAAGAACGACAACAACGACGUCGCUUCAGCAAGCAAGCAGGCAGGCUCUCUCUUUCUCUUCCUCUGGCAGGAUUUGAUUAUAUCCUACACUUCGGUGAUGAAGUGAUAGCAGAUUAGUACUCGACAUAGUAGUCGAAUCUUGUUUGUUUAAUCCUGGUCCUGGAAAAUAAUGGCGGGAGCAUUACCUGGGGAAUCUUCACAUUGUGGGAAUUCCGAGAGUGGGCCAUCUAGGAGUUCUCAAGACAGGCCAGAGGAAGGGGGUCGUUGGUAUUUUUCUAGGAAAGAAAUAGAAGAGAAUUCCCCAUCAAGAAGAGAUAAUAUUGACUUGAAAAAAGAGACGUAUCUACGGAAAUCGUAUUGCACGUUUUUGCAGGAUCUCGGCAUGAGAUUGAAAGUGCCCCAGGUAACCAUAGCUACAGCAAUAAUAUUCUGUCAUAGAUUCUUCAUUCGCCAAUCACAUGCAAAGAAUGACAGAAGGACCAUAGCAACUGUGUGUAUGUUCCUUGCUGGGAAAGUGGAAGAGACUCCUCGACCACUAAAGGAUGUUAUUCUGGUUUCAUACGAGAUAAUGCACAAAAAAGAUCCUGCUGCUACCCAGAGGAUCAAACAAAAGGAAGUAUAUGAGCAACAGAAAGAGCUUAUUUUACUUGGGGAGAGGGUUGUACUUGCCACUUUGGGUUUUGACCUCAAUGUUCAUCACCCCUACAAACCACUAGUUGAAGCAAUAAAGAAAUUUAAGGUUGCACAAAAUGCCCUUGCUCAAGUUGCGUGGAAUUUUGUUAAUGACGGGCUGAGGACUUCACUCUGCCUGCAAUUUAAAACCCAUCACAUUGCAGCAGGUGCCAUUUUCCUUGCUGCCAAGUUCCUCAAAGUGAAGCUUCCAUCGGAUGGCGAGAAAGUCUGGUGGCAAGAAUUUGAUGUCACCCCGCGCCAAUUGGAGGAGGUUAGCAAUCAGAUGUUGGAGUUAUAUGAGCAAAACAGAGUGCCCCCAUCACAGGGGAGUGAAGUAGAAGGAAGUGCUGGAGGUGGGUCAGGGCAUCGACUGCCAGCUAAAACUCCAGCUGUGAGUGAGGACCAUGUUUCAAAGCAAACAUCGUCACAAGCAGCCUCUGAACCUCUAUGUCAAGAUGACAAUGUGGCACUGCCAAGAAACGCCCAUAAUCAAAAUAAUGACAAUGGGAGUGGAGAGACUGACAGUGUUAUUACUGAUCACAAAGUGGAGGUCGAAACUAGAGACCGUGAGCAUGUCUCCCACAAGGAAAUCACAAGAGAGGACCCCAAUAAAUCCAGGUAUGGGGCAGAGCAACUAGGUGAAGAAGACCAAGAAAGAACUGCAGGGAGAAAUGAUGGCGCAGAUGCUGGAGAGUGGAGGGAUGAUGCUGUAUCUCAUAAGUCCACCAGCUUGGGUGGUAGAAACUUGGAUCUUCGAGAAGGCAUAGUUGACCAGUCCCCUAAAGAUGCUAUUAAGAUGAUAGACAAGGACAAGCUGAAGGCAGCACUUGAGAAAAGGAAGAAAUCUCGAGGGGAGACAAUGCGGAAAAAGGAUAUCAUGGAUGAGGAUGAUCUUAUUGAGAGGGAACUAGAAGAUGGGGUUGAGUUGGCAGCUGAGGAUGAGAAAAUCAAACAAGAGAGAAGGCAGAGCUGGUCUAAAACUGAAAAUCCAGAUGAUAUUAACGAUCAUGCAGAAAUUGGGGAUGGCCAUGUGAUCAUGAAAGGACAGUCAACACGUGGAUUGGAAGCAGAAUACGCAGAAGAAGGGGAAAUGUUAGAUGAUGCUUCCCCCAUACUGAAUGACCGGAAAAGAAAAGGGAGCCCGGCUGAAAGGCAGUCAGAUGGAAAGAGGAGGCAUGAUUACAACCGUGAUACCAUAGAAGAUGGACACAAGAUGGGGAAGAGUGGUUAUGCGGAAAGGGAGCACAGAAGGCAUCCACAAGACAAUCAUUUGUGAGGUAAAUGUCAAGGCACUCUUUGUAUUUCAGUUAUGUGGUCAGCAUGAUCUUGGGACUCUUGAGACUAUGCCUGAACACUACGUAUUAGUUUGAUUUUGGAUUGCCUGUAUGGCAUGCUUCAUUGUAAUACAUGAUAAUGGAUGGGAUGCUUUAAAUUUAAAAAACAACAAAAGGAAAGAAAAUGAAAGCAGUCGUUAUAUUCA